GAUAUAUUCCUUCUGAUCAUUUGCACAUUUCAAGUACUCGCGAAUUUGAUUGUUUUGAUUGCGUUCGGAGGAGAUGCAAAACUGCGACGUAAUCCAAAUCUCAUCCUAUUGGCAUCGUUGGCAUUCAUUGAUUUUGCGUAUGCACUCUUGUCAAUACCCUAUCUUAUAAUUUUGAUCACUUUCUGGGUUCCUGAAGGUGAGGAGUUCAACUACAAUGCAGUAAUGGUGAUUUACUCUGGAGCUAUGCCGGCAGCAUUGAUGAAAUCUGGGUGUACGAUAACUACGUUGAUUGCACUUGAUCGUGUUAUCGCAUUAUAUUUCAUUGGUGGAUUCAUCGUUUCUCUAUUGAUGGCUCUGUUUGAUUUGACCAUUCUGUUUCGAUUCACCCACAUUCAUGCAGUACCUGGAUGCACAUCAUUCGAUUGUUUCACGUCCACGAAAUUUCGUGCUUAUUGGGGGCUGUCAAAUAUGGUCGUCAACACAAUAUCAUGUAUUCUGACGAUUGCUCUCGUGAUAGGCUUGAAGAGACUGCGUGCGAAUCGUCAGGAGCACUUAUCAAGAGUACGACAAGCAGCGCGUGAUAAAUCUGCUGAUCGAGUAGCGAUGUAUAUUUUGAUCGUAUCGGCUGUUUUUGGUGUCAUUCCUGGCACAAUCAAUGGGUGUGCCGAAUUCACGCACAUCGUGGUAUGCGUUUCUAUCUUAUAA
This is a messenger RNA of Anisakis simplex (herring worm), 705 nucleotides long. Lineage: Eukaryota; Metazoa; Nematoda; Chromadorea; Rhabditida; Anisakidae. The record is from the annotation of a GenBank genome assembly.